AUGGGCAACGAGAUCUCUGCUAUCACGCAGGCGUUGGCGGCGGCCAAUUCGACAUACGUAAUGCCUUCCCUUCUCGCCGUUGCUGACACCACGACGUCCGCGGACACGUCGCCCUUGCUCAACGCUGUACAAAUCAAUGACGCGGCACUGGUGGCGCGCCUGCUUGACGAGGGCGAAAAUCCCAACUCGUCAAACGAGAACGGGUGCACACCCCUUAUGACGGGUGCGGCGGCUGGCCACAGGGCGAUUGUGGACGUGCUUUUGGCGCGAGGCGCCACCAUGGAUCUUGUCGACAAGAAUGGUGACUAUGCUCUCUACACUGCGGCCAUGAAUGGUCUCUUGGAGAUCGUGCAGCUUCUCGUCGAGCAUGGCGCCACUGUCGCGCCAACCAACGUGGGCGAGGACCUUCCCAUUUUGGUGGCGUACGACAGAGGCCACGACAAUGUCGUCGUCUACUUGAUCACCAAGAUGGACAAUCUCAACAUUUCAUCGAAUGGUGGACCCUUCUUGCUUCGCGCUUGCGGGGACGGCCGCAUCUCGGUCGUUGACGCACUUCUCCUCGCCGGUGCCGACUGCAAUGCGGCCAACUCGCACGGCAUCACACCGCUCAUGGGCGCCGCGUACUUGGGUCACACUGCGAUCGUGGCCCGCCUGCUGCAAGAGACGUUGAUCAACGUGGAUGCAGAGGACGAGAGCGGGCGAACCGCCAUCUUUUGUGCGGUGCAGUCGCUCCAAACCACGGAUGCGCCGCUGGCCAUCCUGUCGAUGCUCUUGGCGGCUGGCGCCAACGUGGACUCCGCAUCCGACCAUGGCCACACGGCGCUGUAUCUUGCGGCCAUGCUUGGGAGCGUGGAGAUUCUGCAGCUUCUGGUGGCCCACGGUGCCAACGUCGCCCACAUUGUUGAGACACCGGUGCCGACGACAGCCGUGGCAAUGGCGAGUGUCCAGGGUCACGCGGCGGCGGUGCGCUAUCUCCUAGAGAUGGGUGCGCCGAUCGACAUUCCUGAUGCCAAUGGCGCGACGGCCUUGUUUUGUGCGUGCGAACUCGGAAACAUCGAAUUUGUGCGCGCGCUUGUCGAGCACACGGACUGCGAUAUCAACGCGGCCGACAAUGAUGGCAACACGCCGUUGCACGCGGCGUGCUGGCAUGGCUUCACCGACGUCGUCUCGUACUUGCUGGCGCAGCAGCCGCGACUCAACGUCAUGGCUGAAAACCUGGUGAGCCAGGCAAGAGAAGACAGCAAUCGAUCUCACUGA
Saprolegnia parasitica CBS 223.65 is the source of this 1257-nucleotide messenger RNA. RefSeq lists its product as hypothetical. The coding region runs from base 1 to 1257 and encodes 418 amino acids. Gene Ontology annotation, molecular function: protein binding. The record is from RefSeq and is a predicted model, not a curated record. The transcript is spliced from 13 exons. Lineage: Eukaryota; Oomycota; Saprolegniomycetes; Saprolegniales; Saprolegniaceae.